Messenger RNA from Linnemannia hyalina, 2637 nucleotides. Lineage: Eukaryota; Fungi; Mortierellomycota; Mortierellomycetes; Mortierellales; Mortierellaceae. The record is from the annotation of a GenBank genome assembly.
AUGUCGUCGGAUUCGGAAGACAUUCCCCUCGCCAAGAGGAGGCAACAACAACAGCGUGCCAACAAGCCCUCUACCAACAACCUUGACAGUGGCAGUGACUCGGACACACCCCUCGGCAAACGCAAGCGACCAGCCGUCCGGAAAAGAGUCCUCGAUGAUGAUGAUGACGAAGACGCAGAUACUUUGUCCAGCAGCGACAGUGGACCCCCAGCCGCGAAGCGCGCCCGCCCAUCAGCAGCAAAGAAGAAAUCCUACAAGGACGACAGCUCAAAUAGCGAUGGCGAAGGCGAUUUCCACGGCUCAUCGGAUUCGGACGUUCCUUUGGCCAAGAAGAAGACUGUCGACUCCAAAGCCAAGACCAAUGGCUCUUCCAAGACUAACGGCACAAACGGAACCUCCAGAACCAAGGCUGCGCCAAAGUACAAGGAAGAAUCCUCCUCUGACUCGGAUGCCCCCCUAGCGAAGAAGGCUGCUUUCAAGAAGACAUCUACACCGACCAAGACCAAGGUAAAGACCGAGCCCGUUUCCUCCAGCAAAUCCAAGCAGAGCACGACUACCAUCAAAAGGCGCGGCAGGGAGGAAGUGGACGACAGGUCCAAGCUCAAGAAGGUCAAGAAGGAGGAGGAGGAGGAGGAGGAUGACAAGUCCAAGGUUAAGAAGGUCAAAAAGGAGGAGGACGAAGACGAGGAUGCCGACGCAUGGUGGUUGAACCAGAAGGACAACGAAGACGAAUCCGUCAAGUGGACUUCUCUCAAGCACAACGGCGUAUACUUCCCUCCUGAAUAUGUUCCCCACGGUGUCAAGAUGAAAUACGAUGGCAAGCCUAUUACACUGGCGCCUGCUGUCGAGGAGAUCGCUGGAUUCUUUGGUGCCCUCCUGUUCACCGAGCAUGCGGAGAACCCUACCUUCCAGGAGAACUUUUUCAGGGACUUUUCAAAGAUCGCCAAGGCCCACAAGACUUCGCCCGAGAUCACCAGCUUUAAAAAGUGCGACUUUACUCCUAUGUACGAGUACUACCAGGCUGAGAAAGAGAAGCGGAAGAACAUGACCAAGGACCAAAAGGAGGCGGCCAAGGAGGAAAAGAUGGUUUUGGAUGAAAUGUACGGAACCUGCUACUUGGAUGGUCGCAAGGAGAAGGUCGGCAACUACCGCAUCGAACCCCCAGGUCUGUUCCGUGGACGCGGAAAGCACCCCAAGACAGGCUGCCUCAAGUAUGCCUCGCUUUCUUCGAUGUUCAAAACCUACCAGCUCCGUGUGCAACCAGAGCAGGUCAGUCUUAACUUGAGCAGGGACGCACCUAUUCCCAAAGCGCCUGCAGGACACAAGUGGGGCGCCAUUGUUCAUGACGAUACCAAGACCUGGCUCGCUACAUGGAAGGAGAACGUCAACGACUCGACCAAGUACGUCUUCUUGGCUGCUGGAAGUUCUUUGAAGGGUCAGUCCGACUUGAAGAAGUUCGAGACUGCCAGGGCACUCAAGAAGGAGAUCGACUGGAUUCGUCGCGGCUACAUGGCAGAUCUCAAGGACAAGAAGAUGUUUAACCGUCAGCGUGCCACGGCCUUGUACCUGAUUGAUCGUCUGGCUCUGAGAGCAGGAAACGAAAAGGGAGAGGACGAGGCUGACACGGUUGGCUGCUGUUCGCUUCGUUUCGAGCACGUUACUCUGGAGAAGCCCAACAUUAUGCAUCUGGAUUUUUUGGGUAAGGAUUCGAUCCGUUACGAAAAGACUGUCGAGGUCGAUGAGCAGGUGUUCAAAAACAUCCGCCUCUUCAAGCGCGAGCCUGCCCAGGAAGGCGACGAUCUCUUUGAUCGCCUCAAGACGUCGGAGUUGAACAAGCAUUUGCAGAACUUGAUGAAGGGAUUGACGGCGAAGGUGUUCCGUACCUUCAACGCGUCGUUCACAUUCCAGGAUCAGCUGGAGAAGAGGACACCCAAGGACGGCACCAUCGCCGAGAAGUUGCUUGCCUACAACCGCGCCAACAGAGAUGUCGCCAUCCUUUGUAACCAUCAGCGUGCCGUCAGCAAGGGUCAUGCCGGCCAAAUCGGCAAGAUCGAAGACAAGGUGCGCGCGUACAAGUACCAGAAGAUGAAGCAGAAGAAGAUGAUUUUGUCGUUAGAGCCCAAGCUGAAGAAGAAGAGGCCCGAGUUGCUUGAGCCCGAGUCGGAUCUUGAGGAUGAUUGGAUCGAGGAGUAUGAGACACAGCUGUUGGAGAAGGAGCGGGAAAGGAUCAAGGCCAAGUUUGAGAAGGAUAACUUGAAGAGGAAGGAGAACAAGGAAAAGCCUAUGCCCGCUGGAGAGCUCAAGGACUUGCUCAAGGAAGUCGAUGUUAAGGCCAAGGACCUCGCCAAUGAGCGCAAGAAGGGAGUUGUCCCCCCUACCCGUGGUGCCACUGUUGAGAAGUGUAAUGCCCAGAUUCUCAAGUUGGACGAGCGCAUCGCCGCCACCCGCCUCUCUCUCACCGACAAGGAGGAGAACAAGCAAACGGCCUUGGGUACAUCCAAGAUCAACUACAUUGACCCUCGUAUCUCGGCUGCUUGGUGUGAGAAACAUAAAGUUCCUCUGGACAAGAUCUUCACCAAGACCCUCCGUGAUAAGUUCAAGUGGGCCAUGACCGUCGACAAAGACUGGGAGUUUUAA